GCUAGUGAACUGUGGCGGGCAAAGCCAGGCGCGGCGGCGACAGUGGACAGGUUGGAGUGGGGGCAGGGGCGGACGUGGGAGCAGCCCGGGACCAGAGAGGUAGCCUGAGCCCGGCCAUCUCCAGCCAUGUCCGACGAGGCAUCAGCCACCACUUCGUACGAGAAGUUUCUGACCCCCGAGGAACCCUUCCCGAUUCUUGGACCCCCUCGCGGGGUGGGCACCUGCCCGAGCGAGGAGCCGGGCUGCCUGGACAUCAGCGACUUCGGCUGCCAGCUGUCCUCUUGCCAUCGCACCGACCCCCUCCACCGCUUCCACACCAACAGGUGGAACUUAACUUCUUGUGGAACAAGUGUUGCCAGCUCAGAAUGCAGUGAGGAGCUAUUUUCAUCAGUUUCUGUUGGAGAUCAAGAUGAUUGUUAUUCCCUGUUAGAUGAUCAAGACUUCACUUCUUUUGAUUUAUUUCCUGAGGGGAGUGUCUGCAGCGAUGUCUCUUCUUCUAUCAGCACAUACUGGGAUUGGUCGGACAGCGAGUUUGAAUGGCAGUUACCAGGCAGUGACAUUGCCAGUGGGAGUGAUGUGCUUUCUGAUGUCAUACCCAGUAUUCCAAGUUCACCUUGCCUGCUUCCUAAAAAGAAAAACAAGCAUCGGAAUUUAGAUGAGCUUCCUUGGAGUGCAAUGACAAAUGAUGAACAGGUGGAAUAUAUUGAGUACCUGAGUCGUAAAGUCAGUACUGAGAUGGGUCUUCGGGAGCAACUUGAUAUUAUUAAAAUAAUUGAUCCUUCUGCUCAAAUCUCUCCUACAGACAGUGAGUUUAUUAUUGAACUUAACUGUCUCACAGAUGAAAAACUGAAGCAGGUCAGAAACUAUAUCAAGGAGCAUAGCCCUCGCCAACGGCCUGUAAGAGAGGCCUGGAAGAGAAGCAACUUUAGUUGUGCAAGCACCAGUGGAGUGAGCGGUGCCAGUGCCAGCAGCAGCAGUGCCAGCAUGGUCAGUUCUGCAAGCAGCAGUGGGUCCAGUGUUGGAAACUCUGCUUCAAACUCCAGCGCCAACAUGAGUCGAGCACACAGCGACAGCAACUUGUCUGCAAGUGCAGCAGAGCGGAUUCGGGAUUCAAAAAAGCGAUCCAAACAGCGGAAGUUGCAGCAGAAGGCCUUACGCAAGAGGCAGCUGAAAGAACAGAGGCAGGCUCGGAAGGAGCGGCUCAGUGGGCUCUUCCUUAACGAAGAAGUGCUGUCCUUGAAAGUAACCGAGGAAGACCACGAAGCAGAUGUAGAUGUUUUGAUGUAAUAAGGGUGAAGUUAUCAGCAUUCUUUCUAAGCAUUAAAGCAUUCUAUUCUUACUCGUUUACAUGCAUCUUGACCAAACUUUUGGUUAGGGCUGUGCUGAUGUACCAUUAAUAAUUUAGGCCAGUGGUUCUCAGCAGGUGGUCCCUGGACCAUCAUCUUCAGCAUCACUUGAGAAGGUGUUAGAAAUGCUUACGACCGGGCCCCACCCCAGACCUAGUGAAUCAGAAACCCCAGGGGAGAGUCCCAGCAUUGUGCUGUAACAAACGCCAGGUUCUUCUGUCGUGCACGCUAGUUUUAAGAACCACUGAUUCAGUAAAUCUUUUGACUAUUUAAACUUUAGGGUGGUUAAGUAGGUUUUUUCAAAUAGUAACUUUAAAGUUUAGAAGAUUUCAAGGUACUGCUGACAAGUAGUUUAUUAUGUCAGUAUAUGUACAUGUGUAGAGAUCAUAAUUCAGUUUCCUUAAUGUUAUGAUUUCUUAGUUUACUUUUUCCAAAGGGCCACAGCGUAAUUCUCAGUUUCUAGUGGAAGUCUUUUUUUUGAGGUUGUGGGGAUGGAGUGUGGACUGCUGUUUACAAUAGUGCCUUCAAUAGGUUUAGUUCUAUCUGUUUUCAUUAAUUAUUAACUCAGAAGUGUAAAAACAGGCCCUACUAUCUUUCCUGUUAGGUUUGGUUUUGUUUUUCACUUUAUGUACAUUUAGAAUCCUUUCUGUAAGUGAUGACUACUGAGGAAAUAGUGUUACUAAGAGCUGAAUUUUAGACUCGAUGCUAUGUUGAUUAAUAUUCAAAUGAGAAAGCAAUUAAAACAACUCAUUCUACUUUUUAAGUGCUUUCUGAAGUUUAAGGCUGUGAAACUGUCUUAAAGGCAGAAAAUAUCUCAAGUUCUUUUUGGAGGUCUUUUUUUUUUUUUUUUUUUUUCCAGCACAGCUCUAAUUUUAAAAUAUUUGGUAUAACAGCAUCUGGCAUGUGAACAGGUUAAUGUUCAAAAUUAACUAAAGGAAACCCUUACAGUUCUGCUAACCUUACCUAUAAAACUUUAGAAAUACAUAAAGCAGUGAUAUAUUAGAAAAGAAACUUAGGUUGUUGGUGGUUAAAGUAGAACUAAUUUUAAAUGUGAAAUCAUGGAGUUUCUUUAAAUGCUUUCAUGGAGAGUUUGUUAUGAACAUUCAAAGUAGUGUGACUCCUUUUCUUCUACCACACAUCUUUAAUCAUUCACAUGGGCUAACGAAGGUGGAAACUGAUACUACUGACAAUCAAGCUGCUUUCUGAUUUUCAUAGUUUUUAUUUUAUUGUAGAUAACUUUUGGAAGGUAAUCAUGAUACUAUAGGAGUUGCAGUCAGUAUUUUUAAAACUGGAGUCAGAAGUUGAUGGGAAUUUCUACUUUUUUUUAACUUUCUAAUUAUAGCAAGUAACUUGUUAAGAUAAAGAUUAAUGACUUAAAUUAUUAAUUUAAAAUUCUUAAUCUAAAGGCAUAACCUUUUGCUUAUAGUCAUGUGUUUUGAAAAUUUGAUUUCAUUUUGGUUCCUUGAAGAUUAAAGAAUUGAAACUGAGGAUAAAAAUUGAUAUAUUGCAGCUUUGCUGAGGUCUAUAACAUUUUGAAGACCAUUAUACUUUAAAAUGUUACUAAAAUAAAAAAUAAAAGUAUAUAUGCAUAUAUGGUUAUCAGGUGGAAUAGUUUUUCUGACUUUCCUCUUACCCCUCUUUGGUGCUCCUAACCAGCUUAGAGAGCCCAAAGAGAGCUUGGGGAUAGACCCCAGAAUUCUCUGAGGAAGGUGGAAAGGUAAAACUCAUGUUUUCCCUUUCAAGUAUAGGGAGAGUAAAUGGAGAGAAGAGCAAAUACAGCUGAAUUUUCUGUCUGCUCUUAGCAAAAGCAGAUUCUAGCGAAUGAUUGUUCUCUUUAUCUGCUAUUCAAGAAAACAGGCCCCUUUUGGAGACCACAGAGCAGAAUUUAUCUGUUAAACACUUUGAAACAGUUUACUUGACAGUGACCAGUAAGAGAAAAUCCUAAACAGGGUUGUGAUGUAAUAAAGCUAAUUUCUCUACUCUCCCAACAAUCACAUAGUCUUAUUACCUCAGAUUUAACUUAGGUCACUAUUAAACAAGUUUACCAAAGCACCACAAAGCCAAUUUUAAAAGUAUAUAAAGGUUUGAGAGUUUAUAGUAAAGUGCACCAUGAAAUUUUGUGUAAAUCUGGGUGAACUGUCUUUAUGGUACUAUAAAUUAGAGAUAGCUCAUAAAGUGGGUUUGGAGGAGAUUGAAAUACUUCCUUUGAUUAAAAGAAAAAAGUAACACAACUUGGGUUUGCGUAUGACUGAAGAGGGAGAUUAUAAUGUUUUUUUCCAUUCCCCUUCAAAAAAACCCAGCAGAAAAAGACAAAAAGUUCUGUUGUCUUUGUUAAUGUGCUAUACCCUUGUUCUAAUGCCUCGUGUAGAUAAUUUAAAUUUGAAUUAUUUCUUUCUUGGAAUAAAUAAUAACUUAUUCAAUCUGUUAUAUCUCUGAGUUCAAUUUAAAACAAACCCAACUCUGUUUUUUUUUUUUUUCUUUUUAAAUAUAAGCCCCAACUAAGCCUUGUUAACAGAGAACAUGAUAAAGUCCUCUCAGAUUUUUCCAGAAACAUUUUAUUAAAGAUCUUGUAUGUAUGUCAAUUAUAUUUCAAUAAAAAGAAGAAAAAGAAAUAUAGAAGUUGUCAGUCCCCACCACAGCUUUUUAAAGUAUGAACCCCAAGUUAAACAAAAUGCCAUGUCUUUUUUAGAUUUACAAUGGAAUUAAAGUAAGGUGGUGUAGUUUGAAGCAUAGUGGAGUAUAAAGGGCCAGUUCAUUGUUUUCCAACAAAAACUUAGAAUUAAAUGACACAUUUUUCCCCAUGAGACUUGUCUCAUUUUUUGUUAAGUUGUGGCUGUUUUUUCCAUUUCCUCAGUCCUUAAUAUUAAUUAGUAUUACUGAAUUAAUCCUAGAAACUGACUUGUAAUUUUGACUUUAUAGAUUGGGUGGACAUCUCAUUUUAUGGAGUUUUUAAAAGUGCUAAAUCCUCUCAUAAAGGCAAAAUUCAAAGAACCUAUACUAUGUAGGUAUCCAGAUUCUGAUAAGCUUUAGAAAUUGUGAAAUUUAUCAAAUAUGUUAAUAAUUUAUGCUUAAAAUAUUAGUUACUACAUGACAAAUAUAGAAGCCUUGUUUCCAGAUUCUCUAGCAGAGAUUUUUAUUUGUGGCUCACUCUAUAUAGCCUCAUGUGCCUUAAAGGUGAACUCCAUACUUUUUGUCAAUAUCAGGCUUUUCCAAACUAAAAAAUAAUCUAAAUGUUGUAAUUAGUUUUCUAAAAUGCCCAUGCUGUUGGAUAUUGGUAAGAAAAGCCAUUAAAUUGAACCAAUCAGUGGUAAUAGAGUAUAAGAAAACAAAAACCUUCAGAUUUUAAAUUUCACUUGCCUAACUAUGUUUUGACCCAUCUAGGUCAUUGAAGAACACUGAAAGUUAUCUAAAAUAUAGCUUAAUGUAUUCUUUUAUUUUUUCCCCCUGAAAAACAUCAUAAGCCAGAAUACUUUUUAAAACCAGGUAAUAAUUUUUAAUGCGAAAGUACUUCAAGAACAGAGAUUAUAUAGCAAGUUGAUUCUUUUGUUAACUUUAAGGAUUCUUUGCAUUCAUUUGUGUAAUAGCUGGAACACUCCUCUCCCCUUUAACAAAUUACUUUUUAGCACUCCUAUCUCCAAGAAAAAUGUUUGCUUGGAAUUGAAAGGGAGUUACUUAAAGUCAGUUUAUAGUUUGAGAGGGUUGAUAGGAAAAUUUCCAGUUUCAUUCAAAUAAUAGUAUUGAUGGUGAGCACACUGACAUUCAGCAUGUCUAAACUUAGAGGUAAAUUAAUCCUUAAAGGGACUGUUAGUUAAAAAAGAAGUAUUUGUAUAUACAUGUACUGUGGUAAUUUUGGAUUCAUUUUAAGUCUGACAAAGUAAGAUACAUUUUGUCUUUAUAAUGAAAAUAUGAUAAAUGGGUGAGAAGCAUCUGAGAGAUAGUUAAACGUAGGCAUCUGUCAGGAUAGUAUCUGGCACAUAGCUCCUUAGGGUGCUUAAUUCUUAAUUCUUUGGAAAAUAAUUUACUUAUUCCAAAAGGUUUAGAAGGAACUCAGAUUCCUCUAGCUGGGUGUUAAGAGUAAGGAAGUUGCAUGGUAUAGCUGAAGAUCUGAGUUGACUCACUAAAAUUUCAUUUUCAUAUUUUUCUAAUAUUAAAAUUAUUUUCAGCCCCCCUCACAGUUAUAUUUUAAAUUAAGGUUAUUAAUGUUUUAACCUAGCUCACAUUAUGAUAAUUAAUUUUUAAUUGACAUUCAUAUUGAACUCAGCAAAACUGGUUUGAUCUCAGAUUUCAAUAUGUAGUACGUUUUCUUUGUUGUCAAGUUUCGAUGUUGCAUCUUUGGUCAGUGGAAUCUAUGGAAAUAUGUGUUCUUUUAUGUGGUAAGGGAUGGGAGUGGAAAAGAGAAGAAUUGCUCUAAUUAUACAUAGGCAUUUUGACUAUAUAAAGGUAGUUGUAGACUUAAUCUGUAUAAAUGACAAGUUAAUAUUUACGUAUUCUGAAUUGUUCUAAGGAACAGUGGCCUGAAGCCAUGGCUUGUUUUGUGGAGCUGCUUGCUCUUUAAUGGUAGUUGACCAAUUGGAUUUAAGUUGAAACUUUGGGGGUAGGUUAUCUAGCUCAGGCUUUUAGGAAUAGAGCAGACCAGGUCUGUUCCUGUAGUGGAUCAAUUUAAUUUCUUUUUUAAGUACUCUAAUUUAGAUAUAGGCAUUAUCCAUUCUAAAUCUUUGGGUUGGGGGUUUAAUAAGACUGUUGUCAAAAGCUAUUAAGGAUAAACACAAAUACAUGUAAAACAUUUCACAGAUAGUUAAAAAUUUCCCUUUUUUGGUUUCAAAGGGUUAGUUCUAUAGCAUCAGUAUCAUAACCAAAGCAAGUAGGAAGUUGACUCGUUUGGAGAAUCUUCAAGUAGUCUUAAAUGCUGUAAUGUAUCAGAUUGUUAACCAGGAUUUUUUCCUGUAUUUCUGCUAAAUGUAUUAUUAUAUUAAGGCACUUUUGUAUAUAACUGUCUUCUGUACAUUCUGUACUUACUACAGUGCACAUAAAAGCUGUUUUUCCUGAAGCUGUGAGGGGGAAACAAUAGGUGUAACACAAGUCAUUUCUAUUUUGAGUUCCUUCUUGUACUUGAAAGUAGUAGUUCAGUAGUUAAAUCUAAAUGAGUGUGUAUGGUUGUAAUUAAAACUGGCAAUGUGACAGAACUGUCUUUUGAAACUGAAUAUCAGAAUGAAAAGAGUUGUUUCGCUUAUUAAGUACUCUUGUAAUAUGUUAAUUCGUUUUUUGUGUGUGUGUGUGUGUGUUUUUAUGUACCAUGAGUUUUUACAAACCCCAUUGCUGCUGAAUCCACUCCUUUCCAUGUUCCAUCCCAGAAAAUUUAUCAAGUGAGAAUUGCUCUCAUUUUUUUUGCUCACAGUUUGAUUAAGGCUCCAUAAACUUUUGUUUUGUAAAAGCCUCAAUUUCUCAAAUUUCAUUGACAAAUCAUUUUUUUCUGGAGAGAUCAGAUUUCUAUAGAGAUUAGAAUUCAAAGCAAUUGAAAAUUAGGUCUAACUUUUGUUUACAAAAAAUCAGAUCUAUUUUCCUUAUAUACUGAUCUAGAAUCUUUUAAAGUUGUAAUUAUAUAAAAGAAAUGGCUGUGAGCAGUUUUAUAUGUAGAUACAGAAGCAAUUCAGCUUUUCAGCAGCAACUUUAUCUCUUGCCGCUAGAGGGGGGUCUGGUUGCUCGCUCCUUCAGAAAAUGUCUUAGCUGCUUUUCUUUUGUUUUUUAGAGGUUGAAAUCAACCUCAUUCUCAAAAUUCCUUUUGUGAUAUUAAAUUCAUUUAUUAGUCUAAGGUGAGUUAAUUAAGCUUGUGUAAUAAAGCUAGUCUUACUCAUGCUUUUCUGUAAUCUUCAGUUUUUAAUAAAUGUUAGAUAUUAAGUAAAA
Miniopterus natalensis is the source of this 7247-nucleotide messenger RNA. It is a transcript of the gene FAM199X, whose product is annotated as family with sequence similarity 199, X-linked. Lineage: Eukaryota; Metazoa; Chordata; Mammalia; Chiroptera; Miniopteridae. The record is from RefSeq and is a predicted model, not a curated record.